AUGAAUCCGGCAGAAUUUACAGACAAGACGAAUGAAUAUCUACGCAAUGCACACGAUCUGGCAGAAGAAAUGGGUCACUCACAGCUUACACCAUUACAUGUGGCCUAUGCACUGUUUAACGACAAGAACGGCUUGGCCAAGCGUGUCGCUGACCUCGUGCACGGCAAUGCGGCCGGUUUCCAGCAGGACGCGAUGCUGCAACUCAAGAAGCUGCCAAAGCAGACACCAGCACCUGACUCUAUCGGCGCUGACUCUGCACUCAUGAAAAUGAUCAAGUACGCGCACAAGAUGCGGAAGGAUAUGAAGGACUCGCAUUUGGCAGCAGAUCAUCUUGUUGUCGCUCUGUAUCAGAGCUCACAGGUUGCGAGUCUGCUCAAGAGCAAUCAAAUGGACGAGAAUCAGGUAAAGGACGCAGUGCAGAAGAUGCGUGGCGGUCGUCCCGUCACGAACGCGUCAGCGGAAGAGAACUACGAUGCACUCAAUAAAUACGGUCAGGACUUGGUCAAGUUGGCCGAAUCGGGGAAGAUCGACCCGGUCAUUGGCCGAGACGAGGAGAUCCGACGAGUGAUUCGUAUCCUGUCGAGACGAACCAAGAACAACCCCGUGCUGAUUGGUGAGCCAGGUGUGGGAAAGACUGCUAUUGUGGAAGGUCUGGCGAGGCGGAUCGUCGUGGGCGACGUGCCCGAGUCACUGAACUGCAAGCUCAUUAGUCUCGAUAUGGGUGCUUUGAUUUCGGGUGCCAAAUACCGUGGUGAGUUUGAAGAGCGUCUGAAGGCGGUGCUGAAGGAGGUGAAAGACAGCGACGGCAAGAUCAUUCUGUUCAUCGAUGAAAUGCACCUGAUUCUCGGCGCUGGACAAACAUCAGGUGCAAUGGACGCUGCCAAUCUAUUGAAGCCCAUGCUGGCGCGCGGAGAGUUGCGGUGCAUUGGUGCGACAACGUUGGACGAGUAUCGUGAGCAUGUCGAGAAGGACAAGGCAUUUGAGCGUCGGUUCCAACAGGUGUUGGUGAAUGAACCGUCCGUCCCAGAUACAGUGAGCAUUCUACGAGGUUUAAAAGAGCGAUACGAGGCGCAUCACGGAGUGCAAAUCAUGGAUGCGGCUCUAGUCACUGCUGCAAAGCUUGCAGACCGUUACAUCAAGGGAAGGUUCAUGCCCGACAAAGCCAUUGAUAUCAUCGAUGAAGCGUGUGCAAACGUUCGUGUUCAACUGGACAGCCAACCUGAAGUCAUUGAUGAAUUGGAGCGCCGACAGCUGCAGUUGCAAGUGGAGGCUACAGCUCUUGCAAAGGAAAAGGAUGAACUGAGCAAGCAGCGUCUGACAAAAGUGCAGGAGGAGUUGAACAAGAUCCAAGACGAAUUGAGUCCAUUGAUCCUACGCCAUGAAGCGGAGAAAGCUCGUGUCAACGAAAUCCGCCAGCUUCGGGACAAGCUGCAGCACUUGCAGUUGAAGGCUGAGCAGGCGGAACGCACCCAGGACCUGCAGACCGCUUCUGAUCUGCAAUACUAUGCCAUUCCGGACGUUCGACGCCGCAUCGCCGCAGCAGAGGAAGCGAAGAAGCGCGAGGAUGAAGAUGAGUUGCAACACAAGAUGGUCGAGGAAGUUGUUCGAGAAAACCAGAUCUGCGAGGUCGUAGCUCGUUGGACGGGUAUCCCGGUGUCCCGCCUGACGUCAAGUAUGGGCGACCGUCUCAUGCAUCUGGAAGAGCGCAUCCACCAGCGCGUCGUGGGUCAGGAGGAAGCAGUGAAGGCCGUCUGUGACGCAGUACUGCGUUCACGUGCCGGACUUGCUCGCGCCGGACAACCGACCGGCAGUUUCCUAUUCCUCGGCCCCACUGGUGUCGGUAAGACCGAGUUAGCCAAGGCGCUCGCGAACGAACUUUUUGCCGACGACAAACACAUGGUGCGUAUUGACAUGAGCGAGUACAUGGAAGAGCACACCGUCUCGCGACUCAUUGGCUCUCCUCCUGGAUACGUCGGCUUUAGUGAAGGGGGUCAGCUAACCGAGGCUGUGCGUCGCAAUCCGUACAACGUGGUCCUGGUGGACGAGAUCGAGAAGGCUCACCCAAAGGUGCUGAACAUUCUGCUACAAGUGUUGGAUGAUGGCCGAUUGACGGACUCGCAUGGACGAACGGUCGAUUUCGCGAAUACAGUGAUUAUCAUGACGUCGAACAUUGGCGCAGAGCACUUGCUGUUUGAGAACGACCUGUCGCCACGUGCAAGCAAAAAGAUGAAGACAGAGAGUGAUGUUAUGGAUGCUGAGAGCAGUAGGAAACGGGAGUUCGCAAAGCAGCGCGAGCUGGUGCUCCAGCAGUUGCGUCGUACCAUCCGACCGGAGCUGCUGAACCGUCUGGACGACAUUGUUGUGUUCGAACCGCUGGGCCGCACGGAGUUGCGUCAGAUCGUGUUGUUGCAGUUCGACUCGGUCGUUGCUCGGUUGAAGGAGGCGCAGAUUUCGGUGAACGUGACGACGGCAGCACUGGACGUGAUUCUGGAUGAAGCGUACGAGCCGCAGUAUGGCGCACGUCCCAUCAAACGAUACAUCGAAAAGCACGUCGUAACGGACCUGAGCAAGCUCAUUAUCUCCGGCCAGCUUCAUGCUAAGACCCAAGUGGAGAUCACUGAAGUUAAUGGCAAAUUGACGUUCGCUAUCUCGCAGCUCACGGACACUGAUAUCGAGAUGGCUCCGUAA
Molecule: messenger RNA, 2688 nt
Organism: Peronospora farinosa
Lineage: Eukaryota; Oomycota; Peronosporomycetes; Peronosporales; Peronosporaceae
Source: the annotation of a GenBank genome assembly